This is a messenger RNA of Procambarus clarkii (red swamp crayfish), 1359 nucleotides long. The record is from RefSeq and is a predicted model, not a curated record. Lineage: Eukaryota; Metazoa; Arthropoda; Malacostraca; Decapoda; Cambaridae.
AUGGCUCUCAUUUAUGUAUUUGUGUCGAAUUUAGCAUCACCUGUUAUCAUGCGUCAGGUGUUGGGAUUAUAUGAAUUAUUCAAGCUGAAACGUCAGAGAAAACGUGGCCGCAGUCUGGAUGUUGAAGCAGAGUCGGAGCCAGCAAUCGUUAGCACAGCGCCUCGCAAUGAGCUGCCUUCCCAGGUUGACGAGUCCCAUCUGCUGGAAGCAACUGAUUUUAAGGCGCCAGAGGCCCGCCUUCGCCUCUUCUCCAUGUUGGUAGAAGCAGUUCCGCCAGGCCUAGAGGCUAAGCCACAGGCAUCUACGGACAAUCUGGAGGCACCUGCGGACAAUCCGGAGGCACCUGCGGACAAUCCGGAGGCACCUGCGGACAAUCCGGAGGCACCUGUGGACAAUCCGGAGGCACCUGCGGACAAUCCGGAGGCACCUGCGGACAAUCCGGAGGCACCUGUGCACAAUCCGGAGGAACCUGUGGACAAUCCGGAGGCACCUGCGGGCAAUCUGGAGGCACCUGCGGACAAUCCGGAGGCACCUGCGGACAAUCCGGAGGCACCUGCGGACAAUCCGGAGGCACCUGCGGGCAAUCUGGAGGCACCUGCGGACAAUCCGGAGGCACCUGCGGACAAUCCGGAGGCACCUGUGGACAAUCCGGAGGCACCUGCGGACAAUCCGGAGGCACCUGCGGACAAUCCGGAGGCACCUGCGGACAAUCCGGAGGCACCUGCGGACAAUCCAGAGGUACCUGCGGACAAUCCGGAGGCACCUGUGGGCAAUCUGGAGCCACCUGUGGACAAUCCGGAGGCACCUGCGGACAAUUCGGAGGCACCUGUGGACAAUCCGGAGGCACCUGUGGACAAUCCGGAGGCACCUGUGGACAAUCCGGAGGCACCUGUGGACAAUCCGGAGGCACCUGUGGACAAUCCGGAGGCACCUGUUCGCUUCCCAAACCACGUCAUCAGUACUCUACCAAUACCAUGCCACCUACGUCAUCUACAGUCCGCACCAAUCAGAGACCACACCAUCAAAAAGACCAGUGACGCAAUACCUACGUCAUCAACAGUCCGCACCAAUCAGAGACCACACCGACCAGUGACGCAAUACCUACGUCAUCAACAGUCCGCACCAGAGACCACACCGACCAGUGACGCAAUACCUACGUCAUCAACAGUCCGCACCAAUCAGAGACCACACCGACCAGUGACGCAAUACCUACGUCAUCAACAGUCCGCACCAGAGACCACACCGACCAGUGACGCAAUACCUACGUCAUCAACAGUCCGCACCAAUCAGAGACCACACCGACCAGUGACGCAAUACCUACGUCAUCAAUACACAAGACCAACCAGCCCAAUAGUUUAA